CAAAUGGCGAUCGAACUCGUACCGUUGCCUUUGCCUGCUUCAGCCAACCCCGCUUACUUCUCGGAGUUCGGCCGCGAAGUUCGCGGUGUUGAUCCUGGUAACAUAGACACAGAAACGUUCAAGGAAAUUGAAGAGCUUCUAUACAAGGUAACAUCCAUUGCAGGACCCUGUUCCCAUCCCCCUCUCUGACAUGGUCAUUGUGAAUUUAUUCGUAGCAUUCCGUUCUUCUCUUCAAAAAUGCCAGACUUACUCCCGAACAGCAGUAUGCUCUAACGAAGGUAUGCUUGAUGUAUCGACGACGAGCAUCCCGACUGCCUCGAAUGUACAACUCUCCACAGGCCUUCGAUCCAACGUGCGAGAGUUAUGGACAUG
Molecule: messenger RNA, 372 nt
Organism: Cantharellus anzutake
Lineage: Eukaryota; Fungi; Basidiomycota; Agaricomycetes; Cantharellales; Hydnaceae
Exons: 1
Coding region: 4-189 (61 amino acids)
Source: RefSeq, a predicted model, not a curated record